This is a messenger RNA of Trichomonas vaginalis G3, 1056 nucleotides long. RefSeq names its product keratin-associated protein family. The record is from RefSeq and is a predicted model, not a curated record. NCBI's taxonomy places the organism in Eukaryota, Parabasalia, Trichomonadida, Trichomonadidae. The coding region runs from base 1 to 1056 and encodes 351 amino acids. The transcript has a single exon.
AUGAUUAAACAACAGCAACCGCAGCAACUUAAGGCGCAAAGCACCCAGGUCCUUCAGACCAUUACAUACGCCCCAUAUGCAUAUAAUUCAAAGACGGCAGAACAAACGCAAAGGUUGAAAUAUGGAGAUUUGGAGAUAGUAUUGAAAAAUGACCAUUUCGAAUUCGUUUGCAAAGGUGGUGCAAUGAUAUCAAAUAUAAAAGAAAUUUUAUUUAUGAAUUCAAAAAUUAAAGGAAUAACGGAUGAUAUAACAUCAAUUCCACCAGAAGAACAGAGAUAUUACGCAUUAAAUGCAUUUCCUAAAGUUUUGAAGAUUGGAAGAUUUAAUUUAAAUGAGGAAUUCAUAGAAGGUUUCCUAAACGACAUAAUGAAGAAAGCAGAUAAGGAAUAUGUGGAUAGUGAAUUAGAGAAGAAGGCAAAUUUGGUUUAUGUUGAUGAAAAAGAUAAUGAAAUUAAAGAAAAGGUUGAAUGGUAUCAUGAAUGGACAUUGGAGACUUUUAAAGUUAAAGCUGAUACAGAAUGGGUUUCAGGAUGUUUAGACCUUAAAGCAGAUAAAACUUAUGUUGAUGAAAAUUAUGCAAAGAAGUCGGAAGUAAAUGAUGUGAUUACAAGCAUGAAAAAUGAAAUACUUCAAACAUUAUAUCCUGUUGGUUCUAUUUAUACGUCAAUGAACUCAACAAAUCCAGAAACAGUUUUAGGUUUUGGUACGUGGAAGCAGAUUGUAGAUAAAUUCUUAUACUGUGCUAGAUAUUCAAAGCAAACAGGAGGUUCGAAGAAAAUUAAAGAAGCAAACCUUCCACCACACACUCAUACAGGAACUACAAACUUUUCUGGCGACCAUAGACACUCAUUAAGAGACCACCCAUUAUACAACUCAGACUAUGAAGCUGGCAAUGCCGUUUUAUCUCCAGCUUAUAACGAUUCAACAAAAAAGACUUUUCGACAAACUGAACCGGGAGGAAAUCAUUCACACACUUUCACAACAAAUCCAACGCGCUUGGGUAAAGAUUACAUGCCACCAUUUGUGACUGUAUUUGCAUGGUACCGCGUUCAAUGA